Molecule: messenger RNA, 1298 nt
Organism: Cutaneotrichosporon oleaginosum
Lineage: Eukaryota; Fungi; Basidiomycota; Tremellomycetes; Trichosporonales; Trichosporonaceae
Biological process (GO): N-acetylglucosamine metabolic process
Cellular component (GO): cytoplasm
Source: RefSeq, a predicted model, not a curated record
AUAAGAUCGAUCCGCAGCAGACUUUGCGCACGCCGCGAAUUCAUCUCCUCUAACACAUCAAAGCUUGAUCCGCAAGUACUGACUGUACCAUGUCGAAGGAGCACAAGUAUCUCGCACCAGAAGCGUUCCCGGCCCCAGAGUACCUGGAAGGCCUCCCCACUGAGGACGAGCUGGACGACUCGACAGUCCUCUUCACUUGGGGAGAGCUGAAAGAUAUCAUCAAGAAGAGCGGAAGCGAUGGGUUCUCCCGCAACAAGGCAAUUGAGAAGCGCUACAAGGCUUGGAGCAAGGACAUCAAGGAGGACUAUGGAGGCAUCGACAAGUACAUGACGAACGCACGGCUGCCGUGGGCAAAGCGUAACCGCAAACUUGCAAGACAAUACACGCGCAAGGCGAGCAAGAAGGGCCAGGCGCAGGAGGAGGACGAGCACGAGUCGAGCGAGGAGACCGAGGACGAGAACACGGUGUCGGACGAUGAGACGCCCAACUCGGCGGCGUACGUCGACCUCGAUGCGAUCCAGGACAGGCUCAAGCUGGACAAGGACGACGAGGAGCAUCCGGACAACGACGCGUUCCUGCGCUGGGAGGGCGGUGAGCUCGACCGCUCGCGGUACACCGUCAUCUUCAACGACUGGCCGUACUCAAUCCCGCACGGCGUCAAGCAUUACUGCGUCUGGUCGCGGAUCCCGAUCGUUCACCCAGCGCUGGUCGACUACGACAAGAAGGAGUACGAGAAGAUCUGCGAGCACGGCCUGCAGGGCUUCACGGGAAUCACGCCGGUCAAGGGCGCGUACAAGAAGGACGUCGAGGCAGGCGGGCCCGAGCUCAAGAAGUGGGCGGGCGUCGAACACGAGGUCAAGGGCGGCCACGAGGUCGGCAAGAUGGUGGCUGGGCUGUGGGACCCACGGGGCUGGGAGUGUAUCUGGUUUGUCAAUCCGGCACCACUGCAGAGCAUCCCAGGCUUUGGGCACUUCCACGUCUUUGCGCGGCGCAAGCCCGACGACGAGAUAGACGUGUGUGAGGGCAAAGACGAGGAAAAGAGUGAGGAUGAGGAUGAGGAUGGUGACAACGACGACGAUGACAAGGACAAGAACAAGGACAAAGUUAAUAAGGCGAAAGACGACAAGAAAGCAAAGGAGGACAAGAAGGCGCAGGGCAAGGGCAAGGCCGGCAGUGACGACAAGGACUCGAAGGACGCAAAGAAGGAGAAUGGAGGCAAGUGAGAUGAUCGAGUUGGCUGUGACGGUGGUGGAUCUUGGCGUGUGCGGGCACAUGACUGACUGUGAUAAUGUAUCCAA